UAUAUGGAUUGCGCUUGAUUCAAGUUGCACGGCGAGCUUGUUGGGGGACUGUGGGAGAAAGAUAAUUCGUUUUUUAAGUGUAAAUGUUCAGUCCGUUGUGGCUCAAUUACUAUAUCAAGCUCACACUCCUCAGACGUAGACGAGACCUGCGAUGCAGUCAACUUAUAAAACAAAUCUGCAUUUCUAUUGGUCCCAAACAACACAAUUCGACAUCUGAUUGGAUCAUAUUUUUUCCUUCUGACUCCUUCGCAGAAGAGCCAUCAAGUUCGGUUAAUGAGCAAAAAGUUGAUGUCAACCCAAAAGAAGCCCGAGUAACUCCUCCCGUCUCGAAAUUAUGAGUGACCAACAGCAAGAUGAAAUGGCCGCGAUGGUGGAGAGUGGCGGAGGCUUCCUUCAAAAGCGGAAUACAAAUUCCGGACACCAAGGUCAGCACUCAGCAGACCAAUUUUUCUUGCAGGACUCUCAGCAGCCAUCUCCACUGGCAUUGUUGGCAGCGACCUGUAGUAGAAUCGACACUCCUGGUGAUAGCGACUCCGGCUCUGAACAACAACACCAGCAGCUAGACCUAACUCAAGCCCAGCUGACCCAGGCAGCGAAUGGGAGCUGGCAGAUCAUCCCGGUCAGUUUGGGGAGUUCCUCCGGUUCCAACACCAUCACCACUGACUCCACCGGGAUGGUCAUGACCACUGGGGACUUGGGGAAGAACAGAGGGCAACAGCAGGUUUUGACCACGGUCUCCAGCGGGCACCAGGGACAGCAGCAGUACGUGCUGUCUUCAGCUCCUUCCCUCCAAGGCCAGCAGGUCCUCACUAUGUCCGGGGGCCAGGUUGUGUCCAUGCCUAACAUCCAGUACCAGGUCAUCCCUCAGUUCCAGACAGUGGACGGACAGCAGCUACAAUUCACCCAGGCAGGGGUGCAGCAGGACCCCAACAGCGCUGGACAGUUCCAGCUGGUGUCUUCACCGAACGGUGGGCAGCAGCUGGUCAGAACCACAGGCGGGGGGAACAUUUUAACCAUGCCCGCCGGGCUGUUGCAGCAAGCCAUCCCACUACAGAAUCUGGGCCUGGGAAACAGUGUCCUGCAGAACAGCCAGGGCCAGUUCCAGUUGGCCAGCGUGCCGGGGCUGCUGAACGGCAAUAUCACCCUGCUCCCAGUGAGCGCAGCCAGCGGUGAUGGGAGCGGGGGGGACAACAGCACCAACCAGCAACUUCAACAGAUCGUGUCGACCUCCGGAGGAUACUACACCAACUCCACCACCACCACCACUCAGACAGCCACUUCCUAUGGCAGUAUGGCACAGCAGACCCAGAGUACCAAUGGCUUCCAGAACUCAGUCGGCGGAGUCCCCAUCCAACCGGACAAUCGUGACCAGCAGCCGCAGCAGAUCCUCAUUCAGCCCCAGCAGUUGAUCCAAGGCGGCACCUCCCUGCAGACCAUAUCAGCGGGAGGGCAGGUGUUCGCAGCCCCAACGCUCACUCAGGACGCCCUGCAGAACCUGCAAAUUCAGACCAUCCCCAACACCUCACCCAUCCUUCUGAGGACCGUAGGGCCUAACGGACAGGUGAGCUGGCAGACCCUUCAGUUGCAGAGCCCGGCAGGGACCCAGAUCACCCUGGCCCCCAUGCAGGGACUCUCUCAGCUGGGCCAGGCACAGGCAGGUGUCCAGCUCCCAGGUCUGCAAACCAUCAACCUCAACACGCUGCAAAACUCAGGCAUCCAAAUGCACCAGCUACAAGGCGUCCCCAUCACCAUAGCCAAUGCAGCAGGAGACCAGAGUAUGCAGACCGGCGGGGACAGUCUAGAUGACAGCACCGCCAUGGACGAGGGCGACACCUCCCCUCAGCCCCAGAACCGAAGGACACGCAGGGAAGCCUGCACCUGUCCCUUCUGCAAGGAUGGCGAGGCUCGAGAUCCCAAUAAGAAAAAGCAGCACAUCUGCCACAUCGCAGGUUGUGGGAAGGUGUACGGUAAGACGUCUCACCUGCGAGCGCACCUCCGUUGGCACACCGGAGAACGACCCUUUGUCUGCAGCUGGUCCUUCUGCGGCAAGAGGUUCACGCGUUCAGACGAACUGCAGCGCCACAAGAGGACACACACUGGGGAAAAGAAGUUCUCGUGUACAGAGUGCCCUAAACGCUUCAUGCGCAGCGACCACCUGUCAAAACACAUCAAGACCCACCUCAACAAGAAAGCCACUGGUGGCUCUGCCCCUGCCUCUGACAACUCCACCCCUCAGACAGGAGAUGGGGCCACCGAGGGCGGGGCGGGGGUCAACGAACCACACGCCCUCAUCACCAUGGAGACGCUGUCAGCUGAGGGCAUUGCCAGAUUAGCUAGCAGCGGGAUCAAUGUGAUGCAAGUGGCCGACCUGCACUCCAUCAACCUCAACAGUAACGGAUAUUAAGUACUGGGUGGCUGAUUGAAUGUCAGGGUUCAGAACAGCAGACAGUGGACACUGACUCAGAUCUUUUCUAAGGGCUAAGAAGGGCUAUGUCUGGAUUAUACUCAGAAAGUCCAUGCAAACAGGGGCCACCGAGCUCAGUAAGAUACUAUUUUUGAGAGGCAGCAGCAAGGAGACCCCGUCCCUUUUAUUUAGAUACUAAAACUCUGGUGUUUUCCCAGGGACUUGGAGCCAAGGCAGUAGGGGGUGGAGUGUGUGGAGCGGUGAACGUUCUAGAAUGUCUACGCGUCAGUGGGCUUUCAUGGUCCCGCUAUCAUAAAUUGUCCUAACUCGGAAUGACGAAGGCCCUGCUCUGUAGCUGGUUUAGGUCUGAGGGUAAAAGGGGCCUUCUGAUGCAAUACAAAUCCGUCUCUUCUAGUCUGUUUGGAUGUGUUUAUUGGGUAGCCCGAUUUAUAUUUUCCCCCCUUGGACCAGUUGGUUGUUUGACCAACACUUCAGUGCAAAUCUAAUUUGUCCAAAAGAAAUUGGGCUGCCUUGUCUAAACGCUGCCUCUUUGUACAGGAGGUAGAUAUCACACUACUACUAUUACUACUCACAGUCCAGAGACCUGCCUCCCCUGUUUUCUAUUUCCAUACAUCUCUAUCACUCUCUCUUUCAACCCUGUCUCUCAACUCAGUCUGGAUGUAGUAUGCUAUAGUAACAGUAUUCACCAGGUGUACCAGGGCUUCCUUCUUUGGUCUACUGCACCAGCCGGGUAACUGUGGGUCAGGCCACCUUUGAUCUGAUCCUACCCUGUCUGACAUCUGUUUAUUCUCAUCGGCUGCAGGAAGGGUCUCCGUUUCAGGUCCCUAAUGAUCUCUAAGGUCUGUUCCAAAGGACGUAAUGUUCCAGAAUGCUCCGCUAGGAAUGUACAGUUUAGAACAGAUAUGAUCUUCUGUUGAAAAUCAUGUCAGCUCUUCUUUCUGUCUUUGGAGUGGUGCGACUUGUGGAAUACAACCCAUACCCAGGAGCACUAAUUAUCAGGGGGGAGGACACUGGCAGCCUGUUCCCUAAAGUAGUGGACUACAUUGAUUUUAGGGUGCCAUUUUGAAUAUAGUUCUGAAAUCCUCAUGAGAUAUUUUUGGUUUUUUUGCCUUUUAUAUGAUUAAUUAUAUAGGUACACAUUCAAGCCAUCAUGCUUUGAUACAUUUAUCAUAGCAAAAAAUAUUUUUUUGAUAAUGUUUUUGUAUGUAUAUAUUUUUUUCAAAAAAUGUGUAAAGCUACGUAAAUUCAUACCAUAGGAAGGAUCAACUGAACUUUAUGGUCACAAGAGAUUGCCUUUUGUGUGGAUGACUUUCUCAUACACAAUCAAUCUUAAACUUCUAUUGUUAUCAACUUUUAUAUAAAUGUAGAUUUUGUUUGUCAACUCAAUGUCAAAAGUAUUCUGUCUAUAGAACGGCCUAUGUAUGUAAUAUAGUCCAGUUCUUACCAGUACAUAUGAACCUUUUUUCUGUGGUAUUUUGUCAACUUGCUUCAUAUUCUAGCUCUUUUUCAGAUGUAUUUGGAAAUCAAAUUCCUCCUGGCUACUUUAACAACUUACAUAUAUUUUUUUUAAGUCUUAAUUUCCAAAUACUGCAAAAAAUAAAUGUAAGCUCAAACCAAAGUCCAUUAUAUGUUUGUAAAAGAACUCUGGGAUUUUGGAAUGGAACUAUACAUCACUGAGUUCUAAAACAGUUGCAGACAGUCAGCAAGUAACAAGCAUGGCUUGGGUGGACAUGUUAUAACAUGGGUUUUUGCAUAAGGCUUCAUAAGUUCAGUAACUUAAAAUCUCCAGGUUUGCCUGAAAUCUGGUUUGGGGGAUUUCUGGAUUUCCUGUUUAUUUCAUUGUUUCUGAUUUUGUAAAACUUAUUGAAAUCCUUUUCCUUCCGGAAACUGAUAAGGGAUUGAUUGGUCAAGAUGUCAAUUUGUUUUGUAGGCUACUUGCAGAAAGGUUUCCCCUAUCCUAUAGCAUGGAUACAUUUGGAAGUCUGUCACCCCGUUUUGAGUUUAUUUUGGUGGGAAGUAUCUUUUUAUUCAAAAUGGUAGUUUAUUUGGCAACUUAUCAUGUUUUCAGAUCCAUUUAUGGGGAGUGAAGGUGGAAAAUUUCAUACAAGCACAUUUUUGUUAAUUUCUUCUAGCCACCUUGGAUUUACCUUUUUGAAUGUUUUAAAAGGUAGCCAGAGAGAAAGCUGGAUUUAACUUCAUAAGGCUUCGGAACCAUCGAGCUGGUGUUUCUGAAAAACCAGGGCAUUUUCGGUAAAGCCCAUAUAGCUGGAGUUUUACAAGGCUGCAUGUUGUGGAAGAUGUGUGUUCUUGAAUAACCAGAAAGGUAUCAGUUUCAUGUGUUGUACCUCAGAAUAUUAAAGACAAUGUGUAACACGUGUCUUGAUAGUCCAAAUACUUGUAUCAAUUGAUAGAUUCAGUACUUGGAUGGGUUGUCAGUCCCUGUGGAGGAUUACAGGGGAGGGAGUUAAUUGGUUCAUAGAUUGCAUUCCACGCAAUAGACUGCAGUGCUAUUGGCCCUGUUCAAAUGGAGUACACUAUAUAGGUGCCAGUCCCCAGGGCUCCAACAUGUUGAAAGGGGUACCUAACUAUCAGUGACUAAAAUGUCAACUUGGCGCUUGAGAUUUUGAUGUGUUUUCUACUAUUUGGUUGUCAACUCCUGUCCUUGCUAUGAAUUAUUGGUUUUCACCAGACCACAAAAAGUGCCCUUAAUAAACCUUUUUGUUCUUUAUCUAUGGGAGUUGGUUUUUGUAAUUGUGAAUAUUACUACAGAUGCCAACAAAUGGAUUAAAAUUGAAUAAAGAAA
This is a messenger RNA of Esox lucius (northern pike), 5228 nucleotides long. RefSeq names its product sp1 transcription factor (gene sp1). The transcript has 7 exons. Gene Ontology annotation, molecular function: DNA-binding transcription factor activity, RNA polymerase II-specific; RNA polymerase II cis-regulatory region sequence-specific DNA binding. NCBI's taxonomy places the organism in Eukaryota, Metazoa, Chordata, Actinopteri, Esociformes, Esocidae. The record is from RefSeq and is a predicted model, not a curated record. The coding region runs from base 335 to 2404 and encodes 689 amino acids. Gene Ontology annotation, biological process: regulation of transcription by RNA polymerase II.